AUGUCUGAACAGUUUUCCAACAAGGACAUAAUUCGUUUCUCCUCUGGAGUUACAGGAUACCGCAUUGUCCGAUUGUCAAUAGAGCUCUUUCUGGUUAACCGCACCAGUGAGCUGGAAUUGGCUGUCAGUCAGGCAGGACUUGUGUAUCUUCUCUACAGUCUGGCAAAUAUCCUGACUGGAGUCGCCCUCUUCCAAUUUCCCAAGGCCAUCUUUGCUGGGGCUUCCACCAAACACGGAGCCUUCAUGUUUCCCCUACUCUCAGCAGGAUCCAUGUCUGGAGGACUUCUUGGCUUGUUCCUAGCAGAAUCUUUCCAGACAAUGGUGAUUGCCUCAAUUUUUAGUGGUUUUGGAUCUGCCGCUUGGUUUAUUUACUAUCAAACUCUCACAAACUUGGCAUUCUCCGAGUCUCAGCUGGGAACAGUUGCUCAGAUGAGACAAGGAUAUGAGUGCUUGGGUUUUCUCCUGCCCAGCAUUUGUCUUGCCAUUAUGGACUCAUUACCCGUGUCUGGUUCUUCUUCCUCCCCUGGCCUUGAGGACAAUGCAAUGAACAUGUCGAUAGUUCAACGGUCUGCAGUUGUCCUUGGUGUUCUUGCGGCUAUCUUCCAUCUCUUUAGUUUCCCGGUCAUGUCCUCAUCUGCAGUGCUUCUGGUAGCCAGCGGCUCCGCUGCAGAAGAUGAAGACCUAAAGGAUGACAUUGAACAGCAAAGGCCAAUUCGGGAAUCCAUUUGGGGUGCACUGCAGCAGUUUUUUGGUACUUCUGUCCGGCAAUACUUUGUGCUACUGUCAAUUCUUGUGGCUUUCUCGGCCAUACUGUUGGGAACAACCUCACUAACCACAGAAGUCAUCUUUGGUCUUGAGCCCACCUUUCUAUGGAUUGCUGCUAUCGGAUUUCCUCUUGGUGGCAUCAUCUCAGUUGGUUCAGGGGUUCUUUUUGGAAGCUGGGUCCAACGAGAUCCAAUGUCAACAGUACAAGGCGGAACAACUGGGCUACUUGUUACCCUUGCCUUGGUCGUCAUUAUCCACCCCCUUGUAUCUGUGGAGUUGAGUGUCCCAUCUGCCAAGUUCUUUCUUUUCAUUUUUGGAUUGACUAUUGGGAUCAUAUACAGUGGAACCUACGUGGCAGCAGUUGAGCUUUGGUACUUGAGGCUCAAGGACUGCGACGUUUCCUUUGUAUCAAGGGCAUCUGCUUUGAAUGAUCUGGGUUUUCAAGCAGUCAUUGCUGGUGUCUUUCAGCUCCAAACAAUUCUCAUUGAAGAGACUGUAACCAAAGGAGACACAUCCAGGCUGGUGGAAGGACUUGUCUUCUUUGGUCCAUUGGUUGCAUUGUUGCUCAUGGCAUACCUAGUGGCAAGUUCUCUUCCUUGUCCCAAGGAUCCCAUCUUUGGAUGGCCCAUCAAAGAUCCUUUUGGGGGUCGACGUAACAGAAUCCUUAUGGCAGCAGUGGACAAGUUGGGGAUUUGCCCCAUUGCGAGCAGUUCCUUUGCCUGCUUUUCUGACUACCGUACCUCCAUGUUUGCGGAGGGGCACCUCUCCAGCCCCACUACCCAGGUCCAAAGGGGUCCACCUGUGGAUCCUUCUGCCACGUUGUCUCCAGAAUGUCUUCAACAGCAAUUGCAAAAGUAUGAUGCAGAAUACAGCACUACAAGUCAGGACACUUGGCACAGAAGCCAAGCAAAUGUUUCCAAUUUCACCACUGGAAACAAAGCCAAUCUGGAGGAACGGUUGCGGCAGAUUGACAGUGCCCGUUCGGAGAUAUGGAUCACAACAUGGACAUUUGAGGAUUCCACAAGUGGCAAUCUCUUGUCAGAUGCUCUUAUCACAAAAGUCCAAGCUGGUGUGGAUGUGAGGGUUAUUGUAGAUGGCUGCAACCUUGUAUAUCUCUAUCACAAGGAGAAACUGACUCGUACAACCCAAGAGACAAAAGUUCUGCACAAGCUAGUGAAUGGUGGUGUUGAAGUGAGAAUGCUUGAUACCUGGUUUGAGGAUAAACAACCAUCUUACGUCUGUGGAACACACCGCAAGAUGAUGCUGGUCGAUGGCACAUUUCUCCUUACUGGGGGGCGCAACAUUAGUGAUGAGUACCUGAUGACUGAUACCUUCCACUUCAAAGACCUCGAUGUGACCCUCCAAUCCAGCAGCUUUGUGGACAGUACACGACACUUGUAUGAGACUCUUUGGGGCAAGUCCAGAGGCAUCCAUCACUUGACCCGUGGCAUUGAUGCCUCCAGCAAAGAUACAAAGUUGAUGGGCGAUGAAGCUGGUUUUGAAACACCAACAAUGAUGAUGGCAACUGAUUCAUCCACGAUGUAUUCGGGCGCCAUGGCUGUUGAUAGCCAAGUCAUCAACCCAAUGAAGGAAAGGCAACAGGACUCACCUCUUGAUCCGGCAUCUUCGAUCAACAUAGACUGUGAGGUUUCUUUGUUCCAGCUGGACCACAAAGCAGGGAAUCCUGAGGGCCAGGACAUCAUAUUCUCCACAUUACUCUUUUUGAUUGAGACAGCUGAGGAGAGUAUUGAGUUAUUCUUUGGCUACUUUCAGCUCCUCCCUGGUCUAGAAGAGGCCAUUGCAGGUGCCAUUGCCCGAGGAGUCAAGGUCCGUCUCAUUACCAACUCAGAAGAGACAAAUGAUCUGUCUUUUGAAAACCAGAUUUUUUGUCACGCAUUGAGGCGUGCGCUGGAACUUGGUGUAGAAGUGUACUUGCCGGCAAAGAAGAAUGAUGGCUCAGUCAAUUACUGCCUCCAUUACAAGAUGGCAAUGAUUGAUGCCAAGGCAGUUCUGCUGGGGUCCUGGAAUUGCCUGGGAUUUUCUACCUUCCAUGAUGAUGAGUUUUCUGUUAUGAUGUUUGACCAACAAGAGAUGAAGAAUACUGAUGGAGGAGAGGGUAGAGCUUUGGGAAGUGCCCUGUUGGAGCACUUUCUGGAAUCCAUUACAGAAGGAGAUCUGGUUCGUGUUGAAUCAAUACCAGAGGACAGUUGUGUGGUUCCUUUCCACUUUAGAGCAUUCGCAACAAAGAAUGCUGCUCGUCAAAUGCAAAGGGGUUUCUAA
Seminavis robusta is the source of this 3045-nucleotide messenger RNA. The record is from the annotation of a GenBank genome assembly. NCBI's taxonomy places the organism in Eukaryota, Bacillariophyta, Bacillariophyceae, Naviculales, Naviculaceae.